Fusarium pseudograminearum CS3096 is the source of this 393-nucleotide messenger RNA. RefSeq lists its product as uncharacterized. The coding region runs from base 1 to 393 and encodes 130 amino acids. The record is from RefSeq and is a predicted model, not a curated record. The transcript has a single exon. Lineage: Eukaryota; Fungi; Ascomycota; Sordariomycetes; Hypocreales; Nectriaceae.
AUGUGCUGCUUCAACCUCUUCUCAAAACACGACGAGAAGGAUGACUUACCACCACCAAGACCAACAAAUAUUGGUCGCAGAACACCAGAAGCCACAUCCAGACUCCAAGGAAGCAAGUUCUCCAGCGACGCCAGCAGAAGAUCAUCAACAGACAUUCACAAGUACGGUCACGGCUCUGGCAAUGGAUCAUUAGGUGUUGGAGGACCACAUGGCGGGCCACACGGUGGUAUAUACGGCGGAGUGAAUGGAGGCAUUUACUCUGGUGUCGGUGGAGGUCCAAACGGAGGAGUCAAUGGCGGUGUUUACGGCGGUGUUUCGGGGACCACGAGUGGUGGUGGACUUGCACCUGGUGGCAUGGGAACAUCGCCUGGUGGAGGAUACGGGUAUUUGUGA